AUGCGCUCAUAUCCUCCAAGUCCAUUCGGGUGCUUUGCUGAAGACCUCCACCUUUCCUCGAAGCCUCUCUCAGCACAGCCCUUAAAGACCGUCUGUCUCCAGCAGGAAGGGAACAAACGAGGAAUCAAUGCUUCCCCGAAGGCUUUUGGAGGAAGAAUCCGGACGGUCUUGACUCUGACUCCCCAGCAGCGGAGACCAACCUUCAGGGCCGUUUACAACAACUUGAUCUGGGGUUUAGGCUCCCUAUGGGAAACAGCAGCAGCAGCAGCGAAGUAUGGUGGGCAGGAUAAAGCAGCCCUCUUGGAAAUGCAGGAUGUCCUAGGAAGAAUGGCGGAUAAUUUCAACAUCCUGAACGACCAUGUUGAACACUUCGAGUUGCAGCAAAACCUUUUCAGACACGAAAACAAUCAGCUGCGAAGGCAGCUCGAGAUUGGCCUGGAGCGGCAACGUGAGUUGGAGGUUGGAUUGCUGGAGUUGAAUGCGAGACUGGGGAUCCUGAUGGAGAGUAGAUCCAGGCAGAAAGAGAUAAAAAAGAAAAGGAAAGGGCCUGUCCAUCGUCUGAAGGACUGGCUCAAAAGAGACUACAACAUCUCCACCUCCAGACAUUCCCUCAAUGCCAUCGAAACCAUUGUCCGUGUUUGGCAGGGCCUUACGCAACCAGAAAGGUGGGUACUGAGGCCAAAUUCUAAUUUGGAUUUCCACCUGGUCUAUCUGCGUUCUACCGAACUGAAAGAGGAGAAGCGCAAAUGGAGGAUAGCUCAGAGGGAAAAAAUCCACCAGCGUACUCUCAUGUGGGAAGAUGUCAUUGCUGAUAAUAAGGAGAAUAGGAGAAACAAGACGAACAGACUCGACGUACGGACCUCAACCUGGCCCGAACCAUCGACAGACCAGGAAGGAUUGACAUCUGUUAUGGAGGAGAUCCUUCUCCAAGAUAUAUUGAAAAUGCUAGGAGACGACGUUCUCGAAGAAAAGAUUCAACAGGAGCUGGAUGAAAUCAUUCAAGAGCUUGAGGAAAUGAUAGAAGAGAAGGAGUGGGCACAACAGAAGAACCCUGAUGGAGACGAGACCAGUAUCGAAGCGAGGAAAUUACAAUGGAAGAAAAAAGAGUUGAAGGCCCGGAGGAAGGCUGAGAAGAAGAAGCGGAAGCUAAAAGUAAAAUCUCGCAUAUUUCGAGCCUGGAAUGAAAUGCAAGAUCAAAAGCAGGCCGAGAAGGAAUGGAGAAAAAUGGAGCUCUUCCCAAUUAUAGAAAUCGAAAAGGAUCUAGGAAAAGCACCCACAAUAGAAAGGAAAAAGAACCUAAAAAGAGACAUGAAGUUAGAAGAAAAGGAAAGAAGGGCGCAAAGGAGGGCUGAAGGAGCCCGAAAAAGAGAAGAACUAAGACACAAAAUAAUACAGGAAGAACUGGAGAGGGAGAAGAGAAAGAAGUCCGCCAGGGAGAGGCGGAGGCAAGCCUUACGUGAGAUCAUGAAGAGGGAGAAAAAACCAGCAAGGAAGAAUGAAGAAGUCUCCCAGGUGUCCAACAGCUUGCAGGAAGGUUUCGACAAAAGCAUAAAGGAGUUGCCCUUAAUGGAGUAUGCCAGCCUCCUCCUUAGAAAGCCAAGGCUGUUCCAUUUGCCCUUCAAAAGUAGUGGUGCUGGUAAAGCUAAGCGGGGCAAACCAAAUACAGAGUCACAGGAGACAUCUGAGAUCAAGAGGAGCCAAGGGACGGAGGAAAAAAGAACAGAGCCUAGGCCAAGGCUGUUCCAUUUGCCCUUCAAAAGUAGUGGUGCUGGUAAAGCUAAGCGGGGCAAACCCAAUACAGAGUCACAGGAGACAUCUGAGAUCAAGAGGAGCCAAGGGACGGAGGGAAAAAGAACAGAGCUUAGGCUUGUACAGGUGGGGAACAAGUGGCAGAUAUGGAGGAAGGUGGGCUGUUUCUUUGUAGAUGUGAAGACAAGUCUUGUGAUCGUCCUUUUCAUCAGGGAUCCUUGGCGAUUCUCUCAUCUGCUUGAUGGAGGAAGGAGGAACAAUUCUCAGGAUGAGAGCCACCAACACAGCAACUGUUUGAAGGAAGGAGGACAAGCUCUCAGGAUGAGAGCCAACAGCUAUUCAGAGGAUGGAGGACAAGCUCUAAGCGGAUGA
This is a messenger RNA of Macrobrachium nipponense, 2121 nucleotides long. Its product is annotated as trichohyalin-like. The record is from RefSeq and is a predicted model, not a curated record. The transcript has 3 exons. NCBI's taxonomy places the organism in Eukaryota, Metazoa, Arthropoda, Malacostraca, Decapoda, Palaemonidae. Bases 1 to 2121 code for a protein of 706 amino acids.